AUCAACGGAGACACCUCGGUGGGUGGCGCGUCGCUCUUCCUUAACUGCAACCCCCUCGCUCGCCCGCCUCCCUUUCUCUCUCGCGCAUCUUCGUCUCUGCUUUCAAUUUCAUGGUGCGCCACUCCUCCUCCACCCCUUCCCUGCUCCUUCGCUCGUGACGUCGGCCAAGACCCACCUGUCGCCGCAGGAGCUCCUCCGUUUAUAUAUACCUGCCGCGGGAUGUGAGUUCUCGCCGGCCGUGCUCUACUUCCUCUCUUCUUGGUUCUUGAUUCGCCAUUGCUGGCUUCACUAAGCUCCGUCCGUGCACUAGGUGAAUACUGACGAUGUCGCAUUCGUGAUGCUGCUGCUGCGUAGGAGUCAGCAGCCGGGGAACGACCUGCCAGAGUUUCUCUGGCAGAACGGCCCGGCGCUCCAGCGGACGGCGGCGGCACCGUUCCCGCCAUUCGCCAGCAGCGCCGCCGGCACCAGCACCAGCGGCAGGGCUACGGAGCUCGCCAGGCAGCACCCGGCGUCCGCGACGGCGAUGCGCGACCUCCUCGGGGCGCCGGACGAUGACGCCGUGCCGUGGCUGCAUUACCCCGUCAUGGGCGGCGUGGACGACGACGACAGCGACACGGCCCCGCUGCCCCCGGAGUACUGCUCCACCUUGCUCUCCGGCUACCCCGACCUCCCCGCUGCCGUGGCGAGCAGAGACGCCGGAGGGGCGCCGUCGACGUCCCACUGCGCGGUCGCCGUUCCGCCUCCGAUGCCGGAGCCGGCGGUCCCCAGGCAUCAGCACCAGCAGGCUCGGCCGAGUGGCGAGGGCAUCAUGAACUUCACCUUCUUCUCGAGGCCCCUGCAGCGCGCACCGCCGCCAGCCGGCGAGAGGACGUCCGCUGCGGCCGCGCCGAGCAACCCCGUGGAGUCGACGGUGCUGCAGGCGUCGGCGAACCGGCUGAGGAGCACCCCGCUCUUCUCCGAGCAGAGGAUGGCGUGGCUGCAGCCGCCCAAGGACUCGCGCGCCACGGUGGCCCCUGUACCACCACCUCCUCCUCCGCCGACGCCGCCGGUCCCUAUCCGGCAGGGAGAAGCGUCUGCGGCGUUGGCUCACAGAGUACAACCGGAAGCGAGGGCUCCCGAGAGGCCGCCCGCGACGGCGACGACCUCGUCGGUCUGCUCCGACAAUGUUGACCGGAGCCAGCUGAAGAGGAACAGCAGCAGCCACCAGGCUCCGGAGUGGUCGGUCAGUCAGGAGGACGAGGAUCUUGACGAUGAGGCCGGCGGGCUGAGAAGGUCGGCGUCCAGGAGCACCAAGCGCGGCCGCACCGCCGAAGUGCACAACAUGUCGGAGCGGAGGAGACGGGAUCGGAUCAACGAGAAGAUGCGCGCCCUGCAAGAACUCAUCCCCAAUUGCAACAAGAUUGACAAGGCGUCGAUGCUUGAGGAAGCCAUCGAGUACCUGAAGACCCUACAGCUCCAGGUGCAGAUGAUGUCGACGAUGGGGACGGCCGGGCUGUGCAUGCCACCGAUGCUGGCAAUGCAGCACAUGCAGAUGCAGAUGCCGCCCAUGGCGCACUUCCACCACCAUCACCUCGGCCCCAUGGGGUUCGGCAUGGGGCCCUUCGACCCGCGCCUCGCCGCCGCCGCCGCUGGUGCGGCCCAAUUCCCAUACCCGAUGAUCCCCGGCAUGCCCAUGUUCGGCCACGGCCCCGCAAUGCCUUCCCCGCCGCCAUUCCCCCAGCACCAGCAGGCGGCUGCUGCGGGCGCUCAGAUGGCCGCCGGCACCGUCGUCGAUAACGAGGCCGCCGCCCAGGCCGAGCAGCAGACGUCGGGCGACCAUCCGCAGGUCCCAGGAGCAAUGUAGCUAGCUUGACAAUGUAGCAGCUCUAGCAUGCACGUCGAUGGCGGAGCUGCAGUCUGACUCUGUACUUCCAGCGAUUUUGCCCAGUCGAUCUGCUGUAGCUCUAACUUUGUGAAACUGUAGAAUGGUUCACUGUUACUGCUUCUUCA
Messenger RNA from Lolium rigidum, 1989 nucleotides. Its product is annotated as transcription factor APG-like. The record is from RefSeq and is a predicted model, not a curated record. Gene Ontology annotation, biological process: regulation of DNA-templated transcription. Lineage: Eukaryota; Viridiplantae; Streptophyta; Magnoliopsida; Poales; Poaceae. The transcript has 4 exons. The coding region runs from base 338 to 1843 and encodes 501 amino acids. Gene Ontology annotation, molecular function: protein dimerization activity; DNA-binding transcription factor activity.